UUCAGUCCCCCUACGGACUUCACAUCAAUAACAUGAACUGGAAAAGCGGACUUUCGGUUCUAAUGAGUGUUCUAUCUCUCCUCGGCUCGAACCGCUUAGCACUCACAUCCGCUAUAAAAAAUGAGCGGGACUCCCAAACAACGUUUCCAGAUCUCUAUGAAGCAUCUAUCUCCGAACUGCAAGAUGAGCUUCAGAAAGGACUUUUCACAAGUGUGGAUCUCGUCAAGGCCUACUUCGCUCGUAUCGAAGAAGUAAACCACCAAGGGCCAUCUCUCAAUGCUGUAAUAGAGAUCAAUCCGAGUGCUCUUGCUCAAGCUGCAGAGCUCGAUGAUGAGAGGAGUACUUCGGGUCUACGUGGUCCACUUCAUGGAAUCCCGAUCAUCGUAAAGGACAAUAUCGCGACGUUAGCUAGUGAAGGAAUGAAUACGACUGCUGGAUCUUUCGCCCUUCUCGGGUCCGUUGUGCCACGGGACGCAACGAUAGCAGCCAAACUCCGUGCGGCGGGAGCAAUCAUCCUUGGUAAAGCAAACCUCAGCGAAUGGGCGAAUUUCCGCGGACGCGUGCCCUCCGGCUUCUCAGGUCGCGGUGGUCAAGCUACGAGUCCAUACCUUGCAAAUGGCGACCCUUCUGGUUCUAGUUCGGGAAGCGGUAUCAGCUCUGCAAUCGGCCUUGCCGCUGGUGCUCUAGGGUCUGAGACCGACGGGUCGAUAUUAAGUCCGAGCUCGAAGAAUAAUUUGGUGGGUAUUAAGCCGACCGUAGGGCUGACGUCUCGAGCAGGAGUCAUCCCUAUCUCCUCACACCAAGACACAGUCGGCCCAAUGACACGAUCCGUCGCAGAUGCUGCAGCAAUUCUCACUGUUAUCGCAGGUCGAGACCCGCUGGAUAACUUCACACUCGCACAGCCAGAGGUCGUGCCUGAUUUCUCACAGGCCCUGAAUACAGAUGCGCUGAAGGGAGCGAGGCUAGGAAUCCCGAGGUUGUUCCAAGGAAACGAUCCAAACAUUCUUAAAGCGUUCAAUGAGUCGGUGGAGAUUAUUAAAGGGCUUGGAGCGAUAAUUGUUGAUCCAGCAGAAUUUCCAGAUGCAACUGAAAUACGGCAGAGCAAUAACGAGUCAACUGUUCUGACGGCUGAUUUCAAAGUCGAUGUGAAUAACUACAUUGCUGGUCUUAUGGAAGUUCCGACAGGGGUAAAGGAUCUUGCCGACUUGAUUCAAUUCAACAUCGACAAUGCAUCCGAAGAGCUCAUCCCGCCUUUCUAUACAGAUCAAUCACAGUUUAUUGCAUCGGAGAACUCAACAAUGGACGAUGCAUACUUUGCUGCACUUACUGCUGACGAAGACUUGGGACGAACGAGAGGAAUCGAUGCAACUUUACAAGAAUUCAACCUCGAUGCCAUCCUAUUGCCGACGAAUGGCUUCACAGCGGGUCCAGCUGCUAUUGCAGGGUACCCAGUCAUCACAGUACCACUAGGCUUCCAACCGGAUGACUUAGCACCAACUCAAGCCGACCCAACCAUCUCAAAUGGUCCUGGUGUUCCAUUUGGUAUUAGUUUCAUGGGCACAGCGUUCAGCGAGUUCAAGCUCGUCGGGUUCGCCUUUGCUUACGAACAGGCAACGCACAAUCGGCUCAAACGCCUUGCGUUUUCAGAGGCAAUUCCAAAAACACAGUUGCAGGACGUAGUUGGAAGCCGGGACUCGGAAUAAUUCCAGAAG
Molecule: messenger RNA, 1712 nt
Organism: Fomitiporia mediterranea MF3/22
Lineage: Eukaryota; Fungi; Basidiomycota; Agaricomycetes; Hymenochaetales; Hymenochaetaceae
Product: amidase signature enzyme
Exons: 8
Coding region: 33-1703 (556 amino acids)
Source: RefSeq, a predicted model, not a curated record